AUGGAUGUACAUAAAAAUGAAGAGAAAAAUAUUAUCAAUUUGGAUGGGUUGGAGGCUGAGUCUUCCUCUAAGGAGGAAGCAAUUAGGGUGUGCACCCGUAUAAGGCCUCUAUUUGAAAAAGAAGUCAACAGUGGCCACUUGAAGGCAUGGAAAAUGAACGAGACAAGCAUGCAACUAGUAGUUGAGCCACUCUCCUUGACCGAAAUGCUAAAAGCAAGAGUUCAAAAGAAAGGAAACAAAGUGGAAUUUAAGAAGAAUGUGGAAAAAUCAGAGGGUCAAAAGGCUGUUUUGCAACGUUUCUAUGCAUUCGAUCGAUGUUUUGAUGAUCAUGUUGGCAAUGAAGAAGUGUAUAAACACUUAGCCAAAGAUAUCGUUCUUGACACGUUUAAAGGAAUAAAUGGGUGUAUUCUUGCUUAUGGACAGACGGGAUCAGGAAAGACGCACAGCGUUAUGGGAGUGCCUACAGAUCCUGGUAUGCUACCGAGAUCGCUAGCGGAAUUUUUUAAUGGUAUUGAAAACCCCUCAUCGUUAAAUGAGGAUAGUGACAAUAUGAAUACUGAUGAUGAGUCAAAUAACAAUACGAAAGAAUUUUUGAUGAGUGUGACAUAUUUAGAAGUAUAUAUGGAAAGAGUAAAUGAUUUGUUACAAGAAGGGUACAGAGGAGGGGCAACUGAAAAUUUGGAUGUAAAGGAAGAUCCUAAAAGGGGUUUUGUUGUAAUUGGUAUUCAAGAAGAAACAGUAACAUCAAUAGAUGAAGUAAUGCUUUUAGUUGCAAAAGCUGAACAAAGAAGACACAUUUCUCAAACAAAUUUUAACGAAACUUCUUCGAGAUCACAUACUAUUUUUACUGUCAUAUUGGAAUCAAAUCAAGUUAUAAGUGAUGGAACAUCUAUUAAUAAAAGAGGGGAACUAAAAAUAGUAGAUUUAGCAGGGAAUGAAAGAGCAGGGAGAGCUGCUGAAGGGAUAGAAAAUGCAAAAACUCUUAUCGAAGAAGGAAAAGCAAUAAAUAAAAGUUUAUUCGUUUUAAGUGAAGUAAUUUCAAAAUUAUCAAAAAGAGCUCAAGCUAUUGCAGCAGGGGAUGAGAAAAAAAUAAAAAAAAUACAAGAAGAUUUGGUUUUUAUUCCAUGGAGAGAUUCUAAAUUGACCAGAAUUUUAAGUAAAAGUUUGGGAGGAAAUUGUCGUGCAUCUGUCAUUGUAGCCGUACAUCCUUCUCACUUUUAUUUGGACACAUCUUUUUCUACCUUGCGUUUUGCUUUAAAAUGCAAGACAAUCAAAAAGAAGAUAGAAGUGAACUAUUUAUCAGCAGAGCAAUCUGUUAUUAUGCAACAAAAGGAAUUAAUAGCCAAGCUACAAAAUCAGUUGAAACAUUUGGCUACUGCUAAAAAUGUAGAUAUACAGUUAUCAGAGGGAGGUAACAACUAUGCAAAUACUAGGAAACCAGAAGAUGAUGAAAAGAUAUUGGCUUUAAAACACGAAUUGGAAGAAAAAGUAAAAAAAUUUCAAAAUUUUAUAUUAAAAUCUGAGUUUAAUGUACAUCCAAAUAAUUAUAGAACAUUGAGAUCUAUAGACGCAAAUACAGAAAAGUCGUUGAAGUAUUCAAUGACUAUACCAACUAAUAUAAAAAAUGAAUAUACUUGGCUAAGAUCAUUUGACACACAAGAGUAUGAUUCCAAAUGGGAUGGCAUGGACAAAUAUGAAGACCAAAAUGCACAAGAAAAUAUCAAUAUUUCUAAAGCUAUGGAUUAUUUGAAAAAUAAAUCUCCAUAUAAAUUAAAUUCAUCAGAAAUUAGUGAUGGUGCAUUGUCCAGUGGAUCUCAAAAAGAUGACUUGGUUUCUUUGAAUUAUUUUAACGAAUUGGAAGAGUUAGAAAAGAUGGAAAAAAAUGAACUAACAAGGAGAAAAAGGAAAGAAAAGGGGGAUGCUACAACCAGUAAUACGUCCACCAAUAGGGUAUAUGGAGAAUUGAGUAAGUUAAGUGCUAUAGAACAUUCCAAUUUGAUAGAUGAAGAAGAAAAGGUCGAUACUAAUAAGGGAAAAAAAGCGAAGAAGAAAAAGGGGAAAAAAACAAACAAUGUUGAUAUUACUAAUAAGGAUACUACAGUAUUGGUUAAAGGAAAGGGUAAAUUAAAGGGAAAAGGAAACAAGGUGUCUACUAACUACAUUAGGAAGAAAAAAGUUGUCAUUAAUGGUAAAUAUAAAAAGGGAUCAUCUGAAAAAAUAUCCAAUAUGCAUAAGAUAGAAAGCGAUACGAGAAGUGAUACAGGUGGGAGAAGUGACAUAUGUAGAAGAAGUGAUACAAGUGGAAGAAGCGAAACAGGUGGAAGAAGCGAAACAGGUGGAAGAAGCGAAACAGGUGGAAGAAGCGAAACAGGUGGAAGAAGCGAAACAGGUGGAAGAAGCGAAACAGGUGGAAGAAGCGAAACAAGUGGAAGAAACGAAACAGGUGGAAUAAGUAACAUCGAUGGAAGAGGUGAUAUGGAGAACAAUGGGGAAACGAAUCGAGAGACUAGUCAAGGAAACGAUAACAAGCAGAACAAUGAAGUGAAGCGGUCCAGUGAAGCUAACAUAGUCAUGCGAGAGUACUCUAUGGGCUUGUCAUCUAAACUGAAAGAGCAAGAUGACAAUGAAAAAAGAACGUCUAUAAUAUCAAACCUGAAAGAAAAAAUUGAAGAAGAUCUGAAAAAGAAAAAGAAAAUUAUCAGCAGAAAUAUCGAACUUAACAAACAAAUAAAAUUUAUUAUGAAACUUAUGCAGAAGGUUGGAUUGUCUACAAUAUUAACAGGCGUUGUUCCUCCAGGUAGAAAUAUAGAAAAUGUCUUAAAAUUACAGGAAAAUUUGAGGGAGGAUUUAAAGUUAUGUGUAACCAAGAAAUCGAUAGAGUUUCUUAAUGGAAAAUUAAACAAUAAUAAUGAUGAUAAAACUGCCUGUACUCCUUCUGGUGCUUAUACUACCAAUAAUAAUUACGUUGAUAUUGCCAUCAAGAGCUUCAAUGAUAAGGAAAUAAUGGAUGAUGUGGAAGAGAAGGAGGAAGAGAUGCUAUGUGGCACAUUUGAUGAUAACGAAAAUGAAGCGAAAUACAAUGAAUCUAUAUCACACGUGUUCAUAAACGAAAUGUUUUUUUCGUUCAUACUCAGAAUACAACAGAGAAAAGAUUCAAGUGAUUAUUCCUUAAAAAAUAUAGAAGAAAUGCUAAAAAAUGAAGAAAAACCAUAUGACUUGUCCAAAAAGGCGCUGGAAGAUAUAUUAGGCAGUACAAUUGCAAAUAAAGUCCAUGAGCUCGAGGAGUCAAAUCCAACAAAAAAACAUAUAAAAGAUGAAAAAAAUAAAAAAACACUUGAUUCUAUUUUUAAUAUGCUCAUGCCAUGGGAACAGAAAAUAUUAGCACUGCUAUAUGAACAACAAAAAAUGAGACAGAGUGUUCAAAACAUUAAGGAAAAGUUUUCACAACGCAUUCAAAAUAUUAACAUAUUUAUUAAAAAAAUUUUAAUUGAUAAGGUUGAAGUGGAAAAACAUUUUAAUCGUAUUAUUAAAGCUACUGAAAAUUACAAAGAUGAUAUGUUAAAAACAUCGGAUGUUGAUUCAAAUUUCAAGUUUGCUGGAUUAAUGAAAAAGUUAGAAGAGCUGUCCAUUUCGUUGGCGGAAAAAACAAGAGAUUUCAAUGUGUUAGCAGAAUUUCAUUUAAAUUUGAGAAAGCAAAUGGAGAAAAAAGAUUCUUUAAUUAAAGAACUGCAAGAAGAAAACAAAUUGUUUUAUCUUGUUCCGAAAUAUAAUGAACUGUUGCAAGAACUGUGUGAGCAGGAACAAAAUAGCAAUACAGCAACCAGGGAACUGAAAAGGGAAUUCCUUUUAAUGUAUGGACGUUUAAUAUUUUCGAGAAAGAGAUUACAAGAAAAGGAAGUUAUAGAGAAUGAUAUGAGAAAUUUAAAUAAAAGAAUUUACACCGAGUUGGUAGAGUCCAUAUCAAUUAUAAAAAAUUUGGAAUCUCAAAAUAAAUUCUUAGAAUUUAAAUUGAAUAUGGAAAAUAAGAAAAAAAUCGAAAAAAUAAAGAAAUUGUUAAACGAAAAGGAAAUGCAUAGCAAAAUCAUAAGUCAAAUGGAGAAAAUGCUCGAUGAUGCAAAUAUAGACACGAGUAGCCUGAAGAACGAAAUAAUGGGUAGUUAUAACAACAGUAAUAUGCAUGCAUACGAUGAAAACAGUGAGGAAGGGGGAGAUUUGGUGUCCCAGCACGAGAAGAAAAGGGAUCAAGGGGGAAAAAAGAAGAAGAGGAAAGAAAAGGAAAAAGCCAUAAAAAAAAACAACAAGGUUGGUAAUAAAAAUGACGCUAAAAAUGUGGUAAAAAAUGAGGCUAAAAAUGUGGUAAAAAAUGAGGCUAAAAAUGUGGUAAAAAAUGAGGCUAAAAAUGAGUCUAAAAGUGAGGUUAAAAAUGGAGAUAGAAACCAUGAAAAAAGCUACAAGGAAAAGGGAAAUUCAAAGAAAAGAGGAACAUCACAGGAAAAUGCAACAAAGGAAAAACUGACAGGGAAAAAAAAACAAAACAAAGAGAACAUUCCUAGCACCACCUAUUCUGCAGAAAAAAUUUUAAAGAAAUCAGCAAGUAAAAUAGACACCAACUUAAAUCACAAAAGAGGAAGUAUAAAAAAAAGGGUUUCUCAAGAUAAAAACAGUUUAAACGAUUUGUAUGAAAACUUGAAGGAUGUUUCAUUAGAAAAGUUCUCCAAAUUAGAAUCUAAUAAAAAAAAUGUCCAAAAAAAUAUAAGUAAAAUUAAGAAAAAAAAUGAAAAUAAGUUUGGGGAAGUAAACAUAUUAGAGGAAAUUAAGUCAUUUGACAGGGUUCCCCAAAAAAAAAAAAAAGGAAAAAAAAAAGUAGGAAAUGAUGAUUUAUCAGAGGUAAAUUUUAUUGGAGAAUUCAAGUCAAGUAACAGUAUUAGAAAAAAGAAGAAAAAAAUUAUUAAAGGGAGAAGAAGAAACAUAUUAAAAUACUUAAAUAAAGGGGGUGACAGUAAGGGCAAGGAAAAUAUGGAAACGGUGUUAUCUGAGGAAAAUAUAUUUCAAGGAUACAAAAAUGAUAAUUCUACAACGGACUUUGAAACUAACGAAAUUCGUCAUAUGCUAAACAAGGAAAUUGAGAAGAAAAAAAAAAUUAACAAGGGAUAA
This is a messenger RNA of Plasmodium gonderi, 5154 nucleotides long. Its product is annotated as kinesin-7. Gene Ontology annotation, molecular function: microtubule binding; microtubule motor activity; ATP binding. The coding region runs from base 1 to 5154 and encodes 1717 amino acids. The transcript has 3 exons. Lineage: Eukaryota; Apicomplexa; Aconoidasida; Haemosporida; Plasmodiidae. The record is from RefSeq and is a predicted model, not a curated record. Gene Ontology annotation, biological process: microtubule-based movement.